CUUGUUCUUCUUGCUGGUUUUCGGUGUUUUGGUCUCCGGAAAAAAAUUGGUCAAAAAUCAUUCCGAAGUUCCGAAAUCGCUUUUAAAAAGAGGCAAACUAUUCCUAUUUUUUCUUCCUUCUGGGCAAUCAACUGGCGAUGUCCGUUCCGUUAAACAAGCGCAAAAAACCUAGCAAAAGUGUUAUUGUGUGGUGUCGUGUGGUAGUUAGUUAACAAACGCAAAAGUGCACCUGAGUCAACAUGAGGUGAAGCAACAUCCAUCAAUCCGUAGUGCUUGCGUCCGCAAUCCGUGGCUGCCGUGUCCUUGUGGAGCGAACAGUGGAGAAUAAGAAGAAGAAGAAAGGCCCGUUUUGUACGUGGAGCUGUGCCAGCGCAGAUAAGCACCUUCCCCGAGAACGGAAUCGCGGCCGAGCGAAUGAGGUCGAACGAAUGAAGCAGCGAACGCAACGAACGGGACAUUCUCGCCGAUCGAACGGUUCCUAAAAGGGGGGCGCCCUUUUCCCCGGCCCCUUUCGCGUGGCGUACAUUUACACGCAACAACAAUCUCCGCGGAGCGAGUGCAUUGCCCGCCAGCACAUCGCCGAGAUUGAGUGAAAUUCGCGCAAGUAGAACGGCGGUGCAGAACCGGAAUCCUGCUCUGCCUGAGAAUGCGGACAUUAGCGAGUGUUAAUCGUUGGCGAAGAAGACCGGAAAUGGUCUUUCUACUGGUGGUGGGGCUAACCGUGAUCUUCCUGGCGAUGGUGACCAUGGCCGAGCAGAUACCGACGGUUCCGACACAAAUUCACAUGUCCAACAAGGAACGCAACGAGCUUAAAGAGGAAGCGAGAGAAAUGUUCUACCAUGCAUACCGGGCCUACAUGGACAACGCAUAUCCGGCCGACGAGUUGAUGCCAUUGAGCUGUACCGGGCGCUACCGCGGAGUAACUCCAUCGCGCGGUGAUCUGGAUGAUACGCUGGGAAACUUCUCGAUGACGCUCGUGGAUACGCUCGACACGCUGGUGGUGCUGGGAGACCUUGAGGAGUUCGAAAGUGCCGUCAAAUUGGUGAUAAAGGACGUAAAGUUUGAUAAUGACAUCAUUGUGUCCGUAUUCGAAACCAACAUUCGUAUGAUCGGUGGAUUGCUUUCCGGGCAUAUUCUAGCGGAAUAUGUACAGAAACAGGCGGACGUUAUGAGCUGGUAUCGAGGCGAACUGCUUGAGAUGGCGAAAGACCUUGGCUACCGGUUACUGCCGGCCUUCAAUACCUCCACUGGAAUUCCUCAUGCAAGGGUCAACCUAAAGCACGGCAUGAAGGUGGAAGCCUUGCGACACUCGCGUGAAACGUGCACUGCCUGUGCGGGAACGAUUCUGCUCGAGUUUGCCGCCCUGUCCCGACUGAGCGGUGAACCCAUUUUCGAAGUCAAAGCACACGCUGCCAUGGAUGCACUGUGGAAGAUGCGCCACCGUAGCUCGGAGUUGAUGGGUACGGUACUGAACGUACAUUCGGGUGAUUGGAUACGGCGGGAGUCGGGUGUCGGUGCUGGUAUCGAUUCGUAUUACGAGUACUGUCUCAAGUCGUACAUUCUGCUCGGUGAUGAGCGCUACCUGGCACGCUUCAACCGCCAUUACAAUGCCAUCAUGAAGUACAUCAGCCAGGGACCGAUGCUGCUCGAUGUGCAGAUGCACCGACCGCACACCAAGACGCGCAACUUCAUGGAUGCCCUUUUGGCGUUCUGGCCCGGGCUGCAGGUACUAUCCGGUGAUCUGAAACCCGCCGUCCAGACGCACGAAAUGCUGUACCAGGUGAUGCAGAUGCAUACGUUCAUUCCGGAAGCGUUUACAUUCGAUUUCCAGGUACACUGGGGACAGCAUCAUCUGCGGCCCGAAUUUAUAGAAUCUACGUACUUCCUUUAUCGCGCGACGGGUGAUCACUAUUAUUUACAUGCCGGAAAGAAAGCACUGAAAGCAUUGCAGCAGCAUGCUCGCGUCCCAUGUGGCUAUGCCGCCGUGAAUGAUGUUCGCACUGGAAAGCAUGAGGAUCGAAUGGAUUCGUACGUCCUGUCGGAAACUUUCAAAUACCUGUUUCUGCUAUUCUCGGACCCGGCCGAUUUGAUACUUAACAUCGAGGACUUUAUCUUCACCACCGAGGCACACCUGUUACCGCUCACUCUGGGUGUGCUCGGUAAUCAUACCAUGGGUGUUAGAGAUCAAGAGGAUCAAGUGCAUAUGCUGGAUUACAUGCGAUCUUGUCCGAGUCCGAACAAGUUAUUUCCUGAAACGGUCCGGCGUCCCCUACGUGAUCUGGUUACGGGAGUCUGUCCGCGCAUAUCGAGUCCCAAGCGCCUCCGAGCGUCUGACUUUCAGGCAAGCAAUGCAGAUCAUCUACGAACAGUUUAUGACAUGGGUAUUACGAUGGUUUCGCUAGGCGAGGGCAAGGUGCAGCUGCUGCACAGUUUCUAUAAUGCCAAAUCCCCGGAAGAUGCAGAACGAGGACUGAUCUUUAUGCAGGAAAUGGUGGAACUAUCAAAGUCGAACGCCAUUCCCAACACACAGUUGCAGGCGGUUGCUUUCAAGGGAAAGGGCGACACAGAUCUCCACGUUCUUGAGGCCGGCCCAAGUCACUUCGGUAUGGAGUUAACGAAAGACAUGUCCGUUGUGCAGCAGGCCGUCUAUGCACAACCCAUUAAGCUAUGCAGUGCCCUAAAAAAUGCGAAAGAAGUUCGUGACAAAAUCGUUAUCAUGGAGCGAGGUGAAUGUACCUUCGUAGAUAAAGCAAGACGAGCACAGAGUGCAGGUGCGGUGGCAGCGAUAGUGUUCGAUAAUACGCCAAACACUUCCAUUAACAAUCAGCAGAUGUUUGCCAUGUCCGGUGACGGAAAGGAUGACGUCCAAAUACCGGUCGUGUUUCUCUUCACGAAGGAAGCGGAACAGCUAAUGGCCGCCAUUAAGCAACAGCCAACCGUUGAGCUCACGUUAAUGUCCGUGUCCGGGUUGAAGGAGCGGUUAGAACGGGAGAGAGCCGAUACAACGAAGACUGACACAAAAAGUGAAUCAAAAGCGACGCCAUAGUAGUAAACGCGCGAACAGUAACGUUGGCAGUAACGCUAGCGUAGCCACAUCGUCAUCAUCGCCAUCCAUUUGUACGUGUACCUCGAUGAUGUAGGUCUCUACUCUCCGUUAUCCAAAGCCUUGUGAGCACUAACCUUCUUCCAGAUGGAAUAGUCACACACACACACACACACAGACUCCGGUUUGCCAGUCCGGAACGGUGUUAGAUAGUAAUGAAUUUUUAGGAUGAAAAAGAAAGGCUCCUACAAUUACAGGUCGUGUGAGAGGUUGGGCUCGCUAAGAGUUGGUUAGGAAAAAUGUUUAUUUUGUACGAGAUAGAGCAUAUUAUGGAACUGAGCGGGACGAUUGGCGUAGAGUAUUCGGUGCGAUCGGUCACUGGAGGGAUAGUAGAAGAACGCGGAAUACGAAACUCUGGUGCAUUGUUUCUGUCAUCCCGUAUGUGAUACUCUGUAGUGGUACAGUUAGGUGACCCAGAAAACAAGUCGUUCGGAUGGGAUGAGGUGUUCUGCUUCACCACUAUACCGAGCUAUCCUAUAAAUGGUUCUUUCCUCGUCGUUGCAAUACACAUAUCACUCCAUACGAUUACACAGUGUUGGCGGAGUGUUGCACGUUUGGUGUUACGUUUUUGGUCGAUAUAAGAUGAUGCUCUUGCCCUUGUAACAACCUGGUAGCCGUUACUGGAACGGUGACACUACCCUGCAAACACUCUGAAUCCAAGCGAUCGAAAGCGACGAGUUUUGUGGUUAAAAACUGCCCUUCUAACGUACCGGGAUCAUACCAUCGUUAAGCGAUACUCCUGUUGCCGGUCACAUUGCAUACCGUAAACCAUCAUUCCUUUGCUGUUCGAUCAGCUGGUCGCGAUAAAAGCUCGUACUGGAGAACGAUAUGUUUGUUGUCCACUUCCACAACAGCAGGGCUAACGAGAAUUCGUUAAUGCACUGUUAUUUCUGUCUUCAAGGGGUUUAAACGACGCUCCUGUAACACAAUCACAUUUAAGCGUUGCAACCAAUCCCCGUCAUAAGCACCGAGCAUGCAUUUUGCGGGAUUUACUAGAGUGGAUGAGUGAUACACACACGAUAAGAAAAACAAGUGGCCCCCCAAGAGGGCGUACUAGGCUGGAUAUUAGAAAAUGUUGUAAAUAUUCUCUUUUGUACGAAAAAAAAAACUAACGAACUGUGUGUAAAGUGUAAAGCAUCUCGGGGGGUGUGUGUGUGUGCAGCAUGUAUGGCCGUUCAAAGUGGAUUCCACGGCAUGCGAGUGUGACCGGGCGCUUGCCGGGGAGUUGUAGUAUUAUAAGUAGACUAAAUCCAUACACACCGUGCAUACACAAAAUAAAUACUGUUGCAAUAGAAAAAUGUGGUAACGAAGGCGUGAUAAGCGGGACGAAUGCCGAUGCGGCCCUUCUCUGGAAGUCAGUCCACGUCACGUGGACGGUAACGGUGUUCCGUACUGCCUGGUAUGAUGUAAACGACCGUGCGCAGCGGACUCUAGCUGUUAGAUUAAACUAGUUACUGUUUAUUUCUCUCUUUAAUAAUGCAAAUUUGUUUCGUUUUGUUUAGUUUAAUGACAAACAACAGUUGUUAUAAUUUUGUAAAUAAAUAAAAGCAUUUUAUAUUGAAA
Anopheles darlingi is the source of this 4666-nucleotide messenger RNA. It is a transcript of the gene Edem2, whose product is annotated as ER degradation-enhancing alpha-mannosidase-like protein 3. Gene Ontology annotation, biological process: endoplasmic reticulum mannose trimming; carbohydrate metabolic process; mannose trimming involved in glycoprotein ERAD pathway. Gene Ontology annotation, molecular function: calcium ion binding; mannosyl-oligosaccharide 1,2-alpha-mannosidase activity. Lineage: Eukaryota; Metazoa; Arthropoda; Insecta; Diptera; Culicidae. Gene Ontology annotation, cellular component: membrane; endoplasmic reticulum. The record is from RefSeq and is a predicted model, not a curated record. Bases 647 to 3046 code for a protein of 799 amino acids. The transcript is spliced from 13 exons.